Molecule: messenger RNA, 924 nt
Organism: Hyalella azteca
Lineage: Eukaryota; Metazoa; Arthropoda; Malacostraca; Amphipoda; Hyalellidae
Product: cGMP-dependent protein kinase 1
Exons: 2
Coding region: 341-847 (168 amino acids)
Source: RefSeq, a predicted model, not a curated record
CUACGGUGUGUGGUGCAUGUGUAACUCUUCUCUGACCAACUUCGUGGCAAAUCAUGCCAGAAAUGAAUAAAGACAUCUCGAGUUCAGUGUAAACUAUUCACUAGUUAGAAUGACUCGCACAUGUUGACGAACUGUUGCUUUAUGUGCCCAUGCUAUUUCUUAUUACUGUGUGUGCUGUAAAUAAAUGUUUUAUGUACCAUAGUACCUUGUUGCACUUGGUGGUGGCAGCUACUUCUCUUGAGAAGUACCUGACAAUUAAGCAAACUAGUUAUUAAUAUAUAGGCAAUUUCGAGCCGGCUUGUUGUUUUUGUGCAUCAGCCACCCAACAGUUCUUUCCAAGAUGCCGACGAUCAGCGAACUGGAAGCUAUUAUCGUCGAGAAAGACGACACGAUUCGGAAGCUGGAACUACGAUUGAAGAACCAUGAGGAUUCAAUCGCAGAGUUACGAUCGCAGCUGGAUAAGUUCCAGAGUGUGAUGCCUUUUGCUACGGCUGCUGCAGCCGUUAAUAAAAGAGCUCGUAAAGAGCGUGCUCAGGGCAUCUCCGCUGAACCGCAAAGUCUCAGGACCAUCCAGGAACUCUCCCUCGCCAGUCAGAAAACCGUGCCAGAUUUCCCAAAAUCUUCCAGCUCGAAGGAGCUAAUCAAGCAAGCGCUGCUGGAGAACGACUUCCUGAAGAACCUGGAGCUCGGUCAAGUGAAGGAGAUUAUGGAGAGCAUGUAUUGUGAGGAGUGUGAAGCUGGAGCUGUCAUCAUCAGGGAGGGUGAUACGGGCUCCAUGCUCUACAUCAUGGAAGGUAAGGAUAGUGUCUUUACCACUGCAUUGUUAGUGAUAAUGAUCAUAAUAUAAGCUCACUACAUCAUGGAAGGUAAGGAUAGUGUUUAUACUAUUGUAUUGUUGAUGAUAAUGAUCAUAAUAUAAGCUCA